Danio aesculapii is the source of this 2071-nucleotide messenger RNA. RefSeq names its product guanylate-binding protein 1. Gene Ontology annotation, molecular function: GTP binding; GTPase activity. Lineage: Eukaryota; Metazoa; Chordata; Actinopteri; Cypriniformes; Danionidae. The transcript has 10 exons. The record is from RefSeq and is a predicted model, not a curated record. The coding region runs from base 97 to 1980 and encodes 627 amino acids.
UCACCAUCAGCAGCUGCACACACACACACACACACACGCACACACACGCACACACAGCUCAGCUGGAGCCAGACUGAACACCACUGAAGCUGAAGCAUGGACAGCCCCGUGUGCCUGAUAGACACCGCCAGCGAUGGGAAGCUGUGUGUGCAGCCGGCGGCGCUGCAGCUCCUCCAGCAGAUCCAGCAGCCGGUGGUGGUGGUGGCCGUGGUGGGGCUCUACCGCACCGGGAAGUCCUACCUGAUGAACCGGCUGGCGGGAAAACACAGCGGGUUUGCGCUGGGCAGCACCAUUGAGUCCAAGACCAAGGGCAUCUGGAUGUGGUGUGUUCCCCAUCCCACUAAAGCAGAGACCACCCUGCUGCUGCUGGACACCGAGGGGCUCGGAGACGUGGACAAGGGCGACUCGAAGCACGACACCAUCAUCUUUAGUCUGGCGGUUCUGCUGAGCAGCACUCUGGUGUUCAACAGCCGAGGAACCAUCGACAACAAGGCCAUCGAGGAGCUCCAAUAUGUGACUGAGCUGACGGAGUAUAUCAAGGUCAAAUCCCCUGAUGAAGCUGUAGAUGAUUCAGAGUUUGUCAAGUUCUUCCCGAGCUUCAUCUGGGCGGUGCGGGACUUCACCCUGGAGCUGAAGAUCGACGGUGAAGACGCAACAGAGGAUCAAUACCUGGAGUUCGCUCUCAAGCUGAAAACAGGAAACUCAGUCCAAGUGAAGAAUUACAACCUCCCGAGAGAGUGCAUCCGGAAAUACUUCCCGUCCCGCAAGUGUUUCACCUUCCCUUUUCCGAGCCAUCCGGACAGAGUGUGUGACUUGGAGUCCCUGGACCCGGUGGAGAUCUCCGACAGGUUUCUGGAGGUCAGCGAUCGCUUCUCCCAGUUCAUCUAUGAGCAGAGCCCAGUGAAGCUCCUGAAGGAUGGGCACACGGUCACCGGCAGAGUUCUGGGUCAUCUAGCGGAGCUGUACGUGAACACCAUCUCCAGCGGGGCGGUGCCGUGUCUGGAGAACGCAGUGGUGGCGCUGGCCCAGAUAGAGAACCAGGCGGCGCUGCAGGAGGCUCUGCAGGUGUACCAGGGGGGAAUGGAGGAGAAGAAGAGAGCCUUCCCUCUGGAGCUGGAGGAAAUCUCUCUGGAGCACCAGUGCUUCAGUCUGAUGGCCAAACAAACCUUCAUGAUCCGCUGCUUCAGGGACACUGACGGCACACACCUAACGUCUUUAGAGGAGGCCAUCGGUCAGGAGUUUGAUCGCUAUCUGUGGGACAAUGAGAAGGCUUCAGAAGCCAAAUGUGAAAAUCUUCUAUCGGUUCUGUCUGAGCCGAUGACAGAGAGGAUCAGCGAAGGGUUCUACGCCAGGAGCGGAGGCUACGACCUGUUCUGCUGUGACCUGGAGGACACUGUCAGUCAGUACAACACACUGGCCUAUAAAGAAGUCAAGAUUGCUGAGGUGUUGGAGAAGUUUCUUCAGCAGAAGGCUGCAGUUACCACUGCCAUCCUGCAGGCGGACGAUAAACUAACAGAAAACGAUAGGAAGAUCUGUGAGGAGCGUGAGCGGGCGGUUCUCCUGGAGCAGCAGGUGGAGGUGCAGGAGCAGACACGGCUGCAGCUGGAGCAGCAGAUGGAGACUCAGCAGCGCAAUAAUGAAGAGCAGAUCCAGCAGAUGCUGCAGCAGAUGCAGACGGAGCUCAGCCUGCAGCAGACACACAUGCAGCGCGCACUGGACUGCAAGCUGAAAGAGCAGGCGCAUAUGCUGGAGCAGGGCUUCCAGGAGCAGGCGCACCGCAUGGGCACGGAGAUCCAGCAGCUGCAGAACAGGAACCGGGAGCUGGAGGACCGCAGGAACCAGGAGCUGGCCCAGAUGAUGGAGGCGCAGGAGCAGAGGAACAACGAGAAGAUGGAGAUCCUGAGACAGCAGCACCAGCAGCAGAUCCAGGCCAUCAACAGCAGACCCAGACCUGCUUCUCGAUCCUGCAGCAUACAGUGAAGAACACACACCAUACACACACACACACACACACACACACACACACACACACACACACACACACACACACACACACACACACACACACACA